Messenger RNA from Cherax quadricarinatus, 2685 nucleotides. The record is from RefSeq and is a predicted model, not a curated record. Lineage: Eukaryota; Metazoa; Arthropoda; Malacostraca; Decapoda; Parastacidae.
GGCAUGACAGGUGCUGUUAUGAUGUUAGCAUUUGUGGUGGAUGUAGUAGUAUGGUACUUGGCAAAAUCUGUCUCUUUUAAUGACGAAGAUGAGAAUCUAGAGGAGGAAACGCCAAUGAACCCAAAAUCUGUUUCCCCCUCUUCGUCCACACCCAUAGCAGUUGAUCAAACGCCAACAACGUCCACGCCUCAAGAAAGUAUUCCCAUGCUCUCUCCUAGCGAAGGAGAUCCUUCAAUCAGUCAAGAAAGCCAAUCGAGUGUGUGAAAAUAGAAAUGUUAGAUAUAUGGUUUGUAUUUGUCAUGUAAAUAUUCCUACCACCAUUGUAUAUCUACACUUUUUGUAUUGUUAAUCUGGGUCUGAAAAUUCAUUUAAUCACUCAUUCCAUGCCAAUACUGUGCCACAGAUAUCUGGGGUUGUACUUUGGGUUUAUAACCAAGCAGGAGUAAAUUUUGAGUAUUUUAGCAGUCAUUGUAAUUCAUGUAUCUAGUUGACUGCUUUGAUAGUAGACUAGUCUUCAGUUUUAUAACAUUACUUGUGUAUUGGCUGUAUCCAAAGCCCAGUGUUUGGUCAGGCUUGAGCAGCUUUUUGUUCCAUGUAUAGUACAUUAAUAAUUGACGAGUAGAGGGACUUGUCAUGAUCUCACACGAUCAGCAAGCUGACACACAUUUGCCUUAAAUUCUGUUGGACAGUGUAACAAUAGAACACAGUCUAUUAGACAUAAUGGAUAAAGAUUAUGUAUAAAUUUUAAGUGCAAAUUUGGUUGGGAAAUUUGUGCAUUAUUAAUUAAAAUGUUUAAGGCUAUUUUAUACCCGCUCUACAGCCACUGAGAAUUUGGAGGAGUUAAUGAAUCUACAGUUGAUUAUACUACUUUAACUGUACUUACUAUUUAAAAACUGUUCGUGUGACCAGUGCUUUCAUAAAUAAUUAAAGAUGUCUUGACAAAAUGUGACUUAUUCCAAUGCUAAUAGCGUGCAUUGCUUGUUUGUGAUAUUUGUUCAUCUUUUUACUUUGGUGCGUUUUAAGCAAAUGUAUUAUUUUUGUAAAUCUAUUUUUUUGUAGACAAUUUAGCAUUUGCAGUUAUAAUGAUCACUUCAUUUCCCCAAGAUACAUUAGUUUCAAUAGUAGGUUAACUGUAUAUUUCUUACAAGAAAAAGCCCAUAAUUAUGCAUAGCAUUUAUGUUACUGGAGGACAAUUCCUAAGUCUACUAAUGCCUUAGAAUAUUUUGAAUAUCUUAAUAUCAAUUAUUUACUCUGCAGUACAACCUCGCAACAACUGAAACCUAUCGACCAACUUCAAGUACUGUAGUUUCAAGUAAUUGUAAAUAUACUGAAUUUGUACAUGUUGUAUAAAAACCUACAAUAUUUAAUAUUGCUCAAGAAAUGAAGUAGAUUAUAAGGAAUGCAGUACAGUAUAAGAAUUGCUAGUCUUUGGGGUGGGUGGGAGGGAGGGGGGGGGGGCAUUCUUCUGUUCCUAUUCCAUCUUUCUAACCUCCUUGUCAAUAUGUUUCACAGUAGCAUAUAUAUAAGAAAUUAUUAUAAUAAUCAAAAACCUCUAAUAUAUAAAAAAGUUAAUAAAAUGAAUGCAUUAUGCUAACAGUUCCUUUUAUUUUUGUAUAAAGUUGAAAGGGUUCAGCAGUCCAUACUAUUCAUAAAAGGAAAUAAUUACUGUACUAUUAUAUUUAACCCUUUGACUGUCACAGGCCCCUUUCUCAAACUCGGUCUAUGUCGCAAAAUCGAAAAAAAAAUUUCUUGCCAAAAUGUUAGGGUUUUACAGGGUGUUUUAAGCCUAAAAAAAUUUUUUUGCCACGAGUACUUACCGAGAUAUAAAGUUGGCAGAAAAUGAGCGGCGUAUGGCAACAGCGGCAAAUGCUGUCCACCCGAUAUUCUUUUAUUUACUCCAAUUCGAAGGUUUCUUGUAUUUUCCAAUAUUUUUCUUUUCUAAGUAACUUAUGUGGCCUGUGAGACCAAAGUAAGGUGCAUUGUUCACAACACAAUAACUGAACAAACAUUAUCACUAUUAGAUUGUGUAUAAAACUUUACACAAACAAACAAUACAAAAGAUUGUUUAUUACUAUUGUUCCAUAAUAUAUAUACAUAUGUACAGUCAUUGAACACUUUCCUAGAACUGCUGCAGCUUGUGGAACUCUGAAACAUAGGUAUAUGCAGAGUGGUACUUGACACUCCUCAUACAUAAAACGAGUGUCUCUGUGUGCGUUUUGUGGUAUGUCCACAUAUCACUUUUCUUGAAAGCAGGAGGAGGCAGUGAUCACCAGGCCUCAAAUGAGAUGGCAUGUGUUGGUAAUUUUGUGGGCAUUGGUCUAUUGCAGGUGACGGUACUUGACGAUUAUGUAUCUGAUGACUGAUAAACAAAAUUCACCAUAUUUUGGUUUGUUGUUGGUCCUCAACUUGUAUAUGUUAUAAUCAUUUAGCAUGAAAAUAUUAUGAUGGAAAAAAGUUUUAUAUACCACUUAUAACUCUUGCGUACACAAUCAGCAAACCCAAUCUGCAUGUCACAUUUGUCCACUAAGCACAUAUUGAGGUUGUAGUCCAUGACAGCUGUAGGUUUUAGAAUGGGUUCAUUGGUCUCUAUUAUGCCUGCCAGUGUGUGUGCCAUUUCGUUUCUUUAUUUUGAAACGUUUUGCCUACACAGUAGGCUUCUUCAGUCGAGUACAGAAAAGUUGAUAG